Linum trigynum is the source of this 893-nucleotide messenger RNA. NCBI's taxonomy places the organism in Eukaryota, Viridiplantae, Streptophyta, Magnoliopsida, Malpighiales, Linaceae. The record is from the annotation of a GenBank genome assembly.
CGAAAUUAUCUCUCUUCUAAUCUCCCACAUCAAGCCUAACAUCAACCCUACUUCACCAUUGUUGUUCAAUAUGCAGUUCAUCAGGGGAAUUAUCAUGGCGACGAUACUGAUAUCCUCUUUAGCGACCAUAUUUUCCGUCCCUAAUAAUGUCUCAACAACAACAACAACAACAACAACGAGGACAGCAGAUAUAGCGACGACGAAUUCGACGACGUGUAAGCGGGGCACGAUGCCGACGAAGCUGGCGGCGAAUUGCUGGAAGGCGAUGUUCGAGGUGCCGAUCUGCAUGUUCGACAUAGUGAAGGCGUACGAAGGCGGGUCCGUGCUCGACAUCGGGAAGCCUUGUUGCAGAGCUUACGUGGAUCUCACCGACGACUGCCGGCUCGAGGUUUUCCAGCAUGCCAAGCACUUCAAGGCCAUGGAGGGAUUCUGUCAAGCCGUCAUCGGCGCCGCCCCUAUCGGCGGCGGCGGCGUCAAGGCUCCGCCUCCUCAUCAUCAUUCCGGUUGAUCAUUAUACUAUUUUGUUAUUGUUAUUCUCCAUUUUUUUAAUUAUAAAAUUACUUUCGAACUAAGAUAAUAAGAUUUGGUAUGAAUCUUGGGUGUUUUGUUACAUUCUUUGAUAAAAGAUUAGCUCGUAAAAUUAUAUAUUAAGGGACCGUUUGGAUGGAACAUUCUCAAAAUGAGGUAAUUUGGGACAAAAGUCUCAUUUUAGAAAAUGAGCUAAUUGUACGAGGAAAUGUUUACACAAUUGUCUUGUUUGGCUUGUGAUUUGGCAUGAGACAAUUGUGAUGAGGCAUUUUAUGAAAAUACAUAUUUGUCAUCAUUCUUUUAUCCUUCUCCAUCUUGGAAGAGGAAGAAAGAAAAAAGAAAUUAAAUAAAAGGGGUCAUAUUGG